Molecule: messenger RNA, 1474 nt
Organism: Dufourea novaeangliae
Lineage: Eukaryota; Metazoa; Arthropoda; Insecta; Hymenoptera; Halictidae
Product: SPRY domain-containing SOCS box protein 3-like
Exons: 5
Coding region: 274-1122 (282 amino acids)
Biological process (GO): proteasome-mediated ubiquitin-dependent protein catabolic process
Cellular component (GO): SCF ubiquitin ligase complex
Molecular function (GO): protein binding
Source: RefSeq, a predicted model, not a curated record
UUGCGUGUCAUCUUCCCUCUUCGCCCUUUACAUUCACUGAGUUCACUGAGUCACCUCCUUCCACCUCCUCCUCGUGUAGAGCAUUGUAGGUGAUUGUAAGGUGUAGGGUCAGACUGACCCGGUCAAUUGCCAUUCGUGACAGUACUUAUAGAUGACAGUCAAUUGCAGAGAAAUCGGAAUACAACACCGCGUUGCAGAGCCGUAAUUCGUUGUAGAAGAAUUGCUGAAGCAGUGGAAAUAUUUUUUUAUUUCAGACCAUGAAUUCAAGAUUCGAUGUCUUACGAAUACCGGACUGUGUCAUUCUGUAAGUGCAAGAAGAUGCAAAACUGUCGUUGCGGGGAGGACUACGGUAAAGAGUGCGACCGUCUUAUGCUACUUGAGAUUCCUCAUCUUUCAGAACAAUUCUAUGAGUGGGUAUGGGACAAAGAUAAUGCCACAACUGGUACCAUUUUUUCGGAACAAGACUUGGAAGUUACAUUUCACAGUGGGUUCAGUAAUGGUACAUCAGCAGUUAGGGGCACCAAACUGCUAGAGAAAGGGAGACAUCAUUAUUGGGAAGUUAAAAUACUUACCCCUGUUUAUGGAACAGACACUAUGGUUGGUGUUGGUACAGGUAAAGUGGACAUGAAUAGUGCCAAAAGUAGUUUCUGUUCAUUCCUUGGACUUAACAGGGAAUCUUAUGGCUUUUCUUAUCAAGGGUGUAUACAAUAUGGUGGUAGAACAUGCAAGUAUGGUUCUAGCUUCGAGCAAGGUACCUUGGUUGGGGUACACUUGAAUACAUGGAAGGGUACUUUGGAAUUUUUUCUUAAUAGAAAAUCUCUUGGCAUUGCCUUUAAUGGAUUAAGGGAUACAAUGUUAUAUCCCAUGAUGUGCUCUACAUCUGCACAGACUAAAAUGAGAUUGACUCAUUGCAGUUCUAUGCCUGUGUCAUUGCAAACCGAAUGCUUAGCAGUAUUAAGACCAUCCCAAAGAGAAUAUAUAUCAAGGACAUUCCCUGGACUUCGUCAUAUUUCUGAAAGCGCCUUUGCAGACAUAUUAAAUAUAGAAUCAAAAGACGAUGACGAUUAUGACUUGAACAUCCUUAUAGACCACAUGAUUUCCAAAAAAAGGAAGAGAAAGUAAACUUCAAUUAUAAGGAGGGCACAUGUCUUCUUACAUUCUUAUGUUCGUAAUUUAAUAUUUUAUACGUUUUAAUUACUCUACUUAUAUUUCACAUUUAUAUGUAAUAUAUGUAAAUAUUGAAAAUAGUGUUAUUUAACACUCGGAGCACAACUCCCGGGUCUAUUCGGACUUACGGUUUUAUUUUUUUAUUCCUAUUAUUGAUCAUUAUUAUUCGUAUUAUGACUUGUCAAAUUUAAAAACAAUAACCAUUCUAAGCAGAAAACAUCUCAUACCAGCGUACGUUAGGGUCCGAACGGACACAGCCACACUGCUUGCGCUGUUAUAAUAAAGUUCUUUGGUUUUUUACAUGAAA